AAAAUAAAAGAAAUGAGAAAGGACGAAUCACAUGAUGGUGUAUUCGAUUUGAUCGUGGAUUCGGCCGGCGGUGAACAAGUCCCAUUGUUGCUCGAAUUGUUAAAACCCGCAGGAAGAUUUGUAUUCUUUGGAGAGACUCGCGGACCACCAAAAGGAAUUCCCAAUUGGCGGUCUAUCUAUUUAAAAUCGCUUACAAUCAUGGGAACCUUGUUUGGGAGCCCCUCAGAGUUUCGAUCCAUGAUGGAUUUUAUUGAAAAGCAUGAAUUAGUACCAAUCAUCGAUUCGAUUAUACCAUUUAAUUGCAUCAUGGAACAAUUCAAAAAGAUGGAACAAGAAAAGCAAAUUGGAAAAUUGGUAGUAUCUUUUGGAUAA
Acaulospora morrowiae is the source of this 372-nucleotide messenger RNA. NCBI's taxonomy places the organism in Eukaryota, Fungi, Glomeromycota, Glomeromycetes, Diversisporales, Acaulosporaceae. The record is from the annotation of a GenBank genome assembly.